AUGUUCCGUCUUGUCGCUGAUGUCGAGCAAUACCCCCAGUUCGUGCCGCUCUGCCAGGGGCUGCAUGUGCGGGGCCGUAAAGAGAUGGAAGAUGGCCGCACGGUGCUUGUCGCCGACAUGACGGUUGCUUACAAGCUGUUCAAGGAAACCUUCACGAGCCGCGUAGAAUUGCGUCCCGAGGACCGUUCGAUUCUCGUUGAGUACCUGGAUGGCCCCUUCAAGCACCUGGAAAACAAAUGGACUUUUGAAGACAAGGGUGAAGGGAGCUGCGAUGUCGGCUUUUUCAUUACCUACGAAUUCAAAAGCAGAACGCUCGGAUCCCUGAUGGGUGUCAUGUUCGACAAGGCGUUCCGGAAAUUUUCCAGCGCGUUCGAGGCGCGUGCCGACGAUGUUUAUGGCACCUGA
Effrenium voratum is the source of this 405-nucleotide messenger RNA. NCBI's taxonomy places the organism in Eukaryota, Dinophyceae, Suessiales, Symbiodiniaceae. The record is from the annotation of a GenBank genome assembly.